Molecule: messenger RNA, 1242 nt
Organism: Neoarthrinium moseri
Lineage: Eukaryota; Fungi; Ascomycota; Sordariomycetes; Amphisphaeriales; Apiosporaceae
Exons: 5
Coding region: 1-1242 (413 amino acids)
Biological process (GO): regulation of mRNA processing; protein phosphorylation; spliceosomal complex assembly
Molecular function (GO): ATP binding; protein kinase activity
Source: RefSeq, a predicted model, not a curated record
AUGAUAGCAGCACUUGUGCGAUCCUUGCCCCCGCUCCGCAGGAAGUGGAAGCCACUCAACUUUUCCAACACAAGCUUUACCCAGAUCUCCCCAGACCAGAAGAUCGAGGAGGAGACCUUCCCAGACUAUGUCGCGUCCCGCUACUAUCCUGCUCACAUAGGAGAGACCUUCGUAGACCGAUACCAAAUUGUGGGCAAGCUAGGAUUUGGAGCCUCAUCUAUCGUAUGGCUCGCACGGGAUCUUAGGCUACACAGUCAUCGCCGCCAUGUCGUAUUGAAGCUCUACGUUAAUUCCGAUUCCAUGGGGAAGUACCUGGAUGACGAACUAAAUACUUACAGACGCAUGGAAAAGGGUUCCAAGCAACAUCCUGGCUACAAUGCCGUCAGAUCGUUGCUAGACUCUUUCCACGUUGACGGACCAGGUGGGCAACAUCGCUGUUUGGUUCAUCCGCCACUGUGGGAGAGCAUCUCGGCCUUUUUGCGCCGUAACCCAGUGUUGAAACUGCCUCCGCCUGUACUAGCAUUUGUGCUGCGACGACUUUUCUUGGCAUUAGACUUCUUACACAGGGAAUGUCAAAUUAUACAUACAGAUAUUAAAGCAGACAAUAUUAUGUUUGGAAUUCAGGACGACUCGGUCUUUGAAGCCUUCGAAGAAGAGGAGCUUCAGAAUCCUUCCCCGCGAAAGGUGUUGACUGAUAGAGCUAUCUACGCGUCACGCGCGCUCACGAUGCCCAGAGAAUGGGGUUCUCCAGUUCUUUGCGACUUUGGAUCAGCCGUAUCUGGCGAAACAGAGCACGUCGAGGAUAUCCAGCCCGAUAUAUAUCGCGCGCCGGAGGUUAUUCUGCAGAUACCGUGGACUUACAGCGUUGAUAUAUGGAAUGUAGGAUGUAUGAUUUGGGAUGUCUUUGAGGGUGGGCAUCUGUUUACAGGUCGGGACCCUGAAGCUCAGACCUAUCGAAGUCGGGCUCAUCUUGCAGAGAUGAUCGCUCUCCUUGGCCACCCCUCACCUGAUCUUCUUGCCCGAGGUGGCUUGAGCCAUGAAUUUUUCUCACCUGAAGGAAAUUUCUCGGCCAAAGUCGGGUUACCCGAUCGAGUUUCACUGGAAGAGAGAGAGGCCGGACUUGAAGGACGGGACAAAGAGAGCUUUCUGCGACUUAUGAGGAAGAUGGUUGAAUGGGAACCGUCAAAGCGCUGCUCUGCGAAGGAACUAGCAGACGAUGAAUGGAUACAGAAGAAUUUAUAG